Messenger RNA from Micropterus salmoides (largemouth bass), 3919 nucleotides. RefSeq lists its product as uncharacterized. NCBI's taxonomy places the organism in Eukaryota, Metazoa, Chordata, Actinopteri, Centrarchiformes, Centrarchidae. The transcript is spliced from 7 exons. The record is from RefSeq and is a predicted model, not a curated record. The coding region runs from base 320 to 1858 and encodes 512 amino acids.
CACACAGUCUGCUGCUCGGCUCUUUCUUGCCAGUUUGGCGGGGGCUCUGUUAGUGUAGGCAGGUCGUGUAAUGUCAGCCCAGCCUUUAAAAUGGUUUUAAAAUAUGUCUUACGUGUCGUAAUACGUAGUAACUAACUUACAGGUAACUCGCUUUCAUCGUUGGCUUUCUAUUUGGACCAUACAGUCUAUGAUGAUUUGGACAUUAGCCGGCUAAUUCAGCUAACUGUUAGGUCAACUUGCUAAGUGACGUUGGUACUCUUCAAACAGCACUGUGGUAUUGUAGGUUGACGCUAAACAUUACAGAGAGCUUUAACAGAGGAUGCUUGAGUCAAUAAAAGUAACAGAAAGACUCCACUGGCCAGAAGUAGAAAUGUCCAAAAAGUAUAUCUUAAACUCUGCUGACAACGCACUGAGUCCAAGCCAAGUGUACCUGGAAAAAAUUUCUUCAGGCGUCCUCAAAGACCUCUUCAGCACUGGCUCCAGCAGCUAUAACGUCCUGCUGCAGGCUGAGAAGGAGGAGAAGCUGAUCCCCAAGCAGUCCCCAUACAAGAGACCAAAAACAUCAGGGAAAUGUAGCACCACAUUUAGUAAAAGAAACCGUCCAGGCCUGGGUUUUAAAAAGGUACGUGCUCCAGAAGUUGUCGGGAAACCUGCGCAGACAAAUCGUGUCCUCUCAGGAAGCAGCUCCAAUCUGCCUAAACCAGCACGAAACAUCGCAGUUGUGGGCAGGACCAUGGGCCUAAACCCUCGGACAGUUCCACAGCUCAGGAAGAUGUGCAUUCCCACUUCUCCUCGCACUAAACUUCCCUCGCUGCACAAAGCAGCAAUCACAAGGGAGGUGGAAAAUGCCAAGAAGCUCUGCAUCCUUACAGCCAUAAAGCCAUCUAAUGUUGAGAAAGAGAAGGCCAAGUUUUUCAAGUCUGACUUCAACUACAAUCCACAGUUUGAGUACAGCAACCCCGUUUCUCCACUUGUCCUGGCACGUCAUAACAAUGCCUCUGAUCGCUUCCUGACAAAGGCAGUACACAUCAUGGAGCUUGCUCUGCAGCGAUAUGGCAGCUACGAGAAGUUUGAACAGGUCACUGGUGGCCAGCUCCUCACCAGGAGUCGCAUCUGGCACAAUGUCAAGAAAUACAUGGAGAAAGAAGGCUGCAUGGGGGAGAUCGUAGUUCAGGUGACAGAUGACCUCCUGUCCAGAGCCUCCAUGACGGUGGUGAACAGCAGACCCACACUGACCAUCAACGUCUCCACUGCACGAGAGCACUGGCUGGAAGGCAUGCUGAGGCAUGAGAUAGGUACACAUUAUUUCCGUGGCAUCAACAACUGCCACCAGCCAUGGAGCAGCAGCGUGGGCAGGAAGAAGCACAACCUGAAGCCUCUGAACCCCACAGAGGAGGGCCUGGCCAGCAUUCACAGUGUCCUGUUCCGGAAAGACCCCACACUGUGGCGCGCCGCCCUGCUCUACUACACCGUCUACCAGGCCAGCCACAUGUCCUUCUCUCAGCUCUUCCAUGAUCUGGGACGCUUCGUCCAGGACCCCAAUACCCGCUGGGACUACUGUGUCCGAGCCAAGAGGGGCCAGACCAAUACAGCACAGCCAGGUUGCUUCAGUAAAGACCAGGUCUACCUGGAUGGUAUCCUGAAGAUCCUGAAAUACAGAGACAAAAUCAACUUUCCACUGCUGAUGGCUCUAGGAAAGGUGUCAUUUGAAGACGUGGACCGCCUGAAAGCACUGGCUCAGAUGGAGAACGUCCGCAUCCCGCACUUCAUGCAGGACCAGACGAGGUAUGCCGAGCAGCUUACGAAAAUCAUGACGUUCAACCAGCUGACUGACGAGGAGCUCAAGACCAUUGUCUGAGCCUACUCCGGGCUCCUGCACAAACCUGAUCACACCCGUAUUAAAUCUGUCACAACACUGCCAGCCCUGGCCCGCAUGCCUCAACACCAACACCAUUACUGUGCAUGGUAGAAGAGUGUGUGACUUGUGCAGUGUACUGUAUUGCAUGUACCGGGGAGUUGUGUUAGACAGGAUACAUACAUUUAAUCUGAUAGUAGCUUUUAAUUAAAAAUCUGUUACAGCCCAGUCAUUUCUCUUCUGAUACAGAAGGAAUGUGUUGCUUUUAGGGCUGGAUGUAGUUUGAACAUUUCCUUUACCAGUGCCAAUACAAUACCUUAAUGUUUCUAAUAUUUUUCAAUACCUUACAUUAUUUACUUGUUACCAAGCACUUAAUGCCAAUUUCUUUUUACCCGACAGCUUCUGAGUCAAGAUAGUUCACUUUGCGGUUCGAUACCCAGUGUUAGGUGGGGAGUGCUUUCAUUUAUAUCUUCUCUGUAGCUACAUUAGCAUGGUUUUAAAAGCAAACGUUUAAUAUCCCAUGCUCACCUAAAUUAGAGCCUGAAUGAUACUGGAUUGUUUAGGCUUGUAUUGAUGUUUGAGAUGUCAGUUGAUGUUUCUUUUUUAACAAUCCUGUGAUUAAACGUGUUGGAUAAGCGUCCUUUAAAUUUGGUCGUUAAAAUAUUGUGACCAAGAUAUAUACCUAUACACCUGUCAGUGCUUUGUGGUUCACAAAAUCUGUUUUAGUUUACUUGUGCAUAUACACUUACAUAUUUUAGGGAUUUCUGAGCUUCUAUUCCAUUGCAUGCCCUGUUGCCUUGAUGGAGAAAACUAGCUACCCAUGCUGAAAGGAUAAUCAGUAGAAUCAUCACACCAUACCAUCUGAUAGGUAACGUGAGGAAAUAUUGUGGAAUUAACGCUGGAAAAUCUGGAUAAAGGUGCAGGUGUUUGCUUACUUUUCAAAUGCAUUAAAGAAACGUGAGGCACCAGAGCCACUGUGAACAACGUUAAUUCUACAACAUAUUUUAGCAUUCGGCUGAGUGGGUUGCAUUCAAGUUCAUUUGAUCAAAUGAUGUGCUAAUUUGAAUGUAUUCUGAAUAUAUUUUUUAAAGAAUGAUGUGGUGGUGUGAUAAGCUAAACCAGCCAGUGAAAUCGGCUGCAAUAAUAUAUCCACUGGGCUCUAAUCUAAAUACUGCCCCAGACGCAAUUUCAACCUGACCGACAUGAGAUUACCUGAAUGCUUAUUUUUCUGUGUGAAGUUGUGCAUGAAUAGGGUUACAUUUAGACAUAUGGAAUUACCAUUAGUUUAAGCAUAAGCCAUCAAAAAGUUGUUGUUGAUCUAGUUCCAAAAGGCUUUGUCUUUCUCUCAUGCACCUAUGAUCUAAGUGUACUUACCUAGUGUUUUAUAUCCAUCACUUUAGUGAAGAUGAACACAUUCUUGCAUUCUUUUUUCCUCUAGAGACAACUUAAGGUUACUAUUUUUGUAGUACAGAUGUUAGGCAUUAAAACAGAGUUGUUGCUCGAGAGAAAGAUGGCGAAAGCAGGGUGGUUCACAGCAGCUGUCUUACUAGAGGGAGAUGGACAGAUAACUAACACAGGCCUGCUAAUUAAAGCUGAGCUUUUCUGCAUUGUCUGACAUUUGCUGAAAAGAAAAUGUCCCUGAAGUGUGAAAGUCAUUUAAUGCUGUGUCAAUUUGAAGGUGUGUUAAGCAUUACGCUCUAUGAAGCUCCAGUGAUCCAAGGGAACUGACUUGAAGCCCUAUUUGCACUUUGUUACCUUUGAUCUACCUUUUCACCUGCACUGACAUGGGCAGUUACUGUGUUGGUGUCUUUUAGACAGACUGAUAUAUUGAUGUUUUACAAAACAAACCACACGCCUCGUGGUUUUACUGUGAUACUUGAUGAGUUUUUGUGUUGUUAAUACCAAGAAUGAUCUAAUAUUGGGAGCACGUGUGCUGGUCCGCUUCCUCAAAGACCCCUUAAAUGGUACAGUAAAGUAACAUGGCAUUUCUAUGUGAUGUUUUCUAUUUGAUUUUUUGGUGAUAUUCAUAGAUAUAAUCUUCAAAUAAAGUGGACUACCUGAAAA